CUCCACCCAACCCACCUUGAUUAUAAAUUUUGUCCCCUGUUUGAACUCUCCAUGUAACUCCCUCCUCCUCCUCCUCCUCCUCCUCUUCUUCCUCUCUCUCUCUUGAUCAGUCAUGGCUGUUACAGGGUCUUUCAUGAAACUACAACUCUCUUCAUCCCCAUGUCUAAAAGCUCCAAGGCUCUGCAAAUCCUCAAGAAAACAGCUCCGGGUGAAAGCUUCAGCUACCAGCUCAGAUGCUGAAGAUGCGAAGAUGACGAUCACUAAAGACAAAAACCGGUGGAAGAUCGAUUUCUCCGGCGAAAAACCGACGACACCAUUGCUGGACACCAUCAAUUUUCCGGCGCACAUGAAAAACCUCUCAACACAGGAUCUCGAACAGCUAGCGGCGGAGUUGAGAGUGGAUAUCGUAUAUUCAGUGGCAAAAACCGGUGGCCAUUUAAGUUCAAGUUUAGGAGUAGUUGAAUUGGCUGUAGCUUUACACCACGUUUUUAACACCCCAGAUGACAGAAUCAUAUGGGAUGUAGGCCAUCAGGCAUACCCACAUAAGAUUCUUACAGGAAGAAGGUCGAAGAUGAACACCAUAAGAAAAACCUCUGGACUUGCAGGUUUUCCUAAAAGAGACGAGAGUGUUUAUGAUGCUUUUGGCGCCGGACAUAGCUCCACCAGCAUCUCCGCCGGGCUAGGUAUGGCUGUUGGAAGAGAUCUAUUGGGGAAGAACAACAAUGUGAUCUCUGUAAUUGGCGAUGGCGCCAUGACAGCUGGACAAGCAUACGAAGCCAUGAACAACGCAGGAUUUCUCGAUUCGAAUCUGAUCGUCGUGCUAAACGACAACAAACAAGUCUCUUUACCCACAGCUACAUUAGACGGACCUGCAACACCUGUCGGAGCUCUUAGCAGCACUUUAGCUAAACUCCAAGCAAGUCCCAAAUUCCGUAAGCUUCGUGAAGCUGCAAAGAGUAUCACGAAGCAUAUCGGACCUCAAGCCCAUGAAGUUGCAGCGAAGGUGGAUGAGUAUGCGAGGGGUAUGAUUAGCGCUAAUGGGUCGACAUUGUUUGAGGAGCUCGGAUUAUACUAUAUUGGCCCAGUUGAUGGACACAAUGUUGAAGAUCUAGUCACCAUUUUUGAAAAAGUCAAGUCAAUGCCUGCACCUGGGCCUGUUCUUAUUCAUAUCGUCACCGAGAAAGGCAAGGGUUACCCUCCCGCAGAAGCCGCCGCCGACAGAAUGCACGGAGUGGUGAAGUUUGAUGUGGAAACGGGAAAGCAAUUUAAGACGAAAUCCCCGACGCUUUCAUAUACGCAAUAUUUUGCGGAAGCGUUGAUAAAAGAAGCUGAGGUGGACAAUAAAGUGGUUGCGAUACAUGCAGCCAUGGGAGGUGGGACCGGGCUCAAUUAUUUUCAAAAAAAGUUUCCGGAUAGGUGUUUUGAUGUGGGUAUCGCGGAACAACAUGCGGUUACUUUUGCAGCAGGGUUAGCAACCGAAGGUCUUAAGCCGUUUUGUGCUAUCUAUUCUUCGUUUUUACAACGCGGAUAUGAUCAAGUGGUUCAUGAUGUUGAUCUUCAAAAGUUACCGGUACGGUUUGCGAUGGAUAGAGCUGGAUUAGUGGGGGCAGAUGGGCCCACACAUUGUGGAGCUUUUGAUAUUGCUUACAUGGCAUGUCUACCAAACAUGGUGGUGAUGGCUCCAUCAGAUGAAGCCGAGCUCAUAAACAUGGUUGCCACGGCUGCAGCCAUUGAUGACAGGCCAAGUUGCUUUAGAUUCCCGAGAGGAAAUGGCAUUGGUGUACCUCUUCCUCCUAACAACAAAGGAGUUCCCAUUGAGAUUGGUAAGGGGAGAAUACUAUUGGAAGGAACUAGAGUUGCGAUUUUGGGAUAUGGUUCGAUAAUCCAAGAAUGUUUGGGUGCUGCUAGCUUGCUUCAAGAUCAUAAAGUGUCUGUAACAGUAGCAGAUGCACGGUUUUGCAAACCAUUGGAUGCAGAGUUGAUCAAAAGAUUGGCCAAUGAACAUGAAAUCUUGCUUACAGUAGAAGAAGGCUCAAUUGGUGGAUUUGGAUCACAUGUUGCCCAUUUUCUGAGUUUGAAUGGCAUUUUAGAUGGAAAACUCAAGCUAAGAGCCAUGACUCUUCCUGAUAGAUACAUUGAUCAUGGAGCACCACAAGAUCAACUUGAAGAAGCUGGUCUUUCUUCAAAACACAUAUGUUCAACGGUUUUAUCACUCGUGGGAAAGCCUAAAGAAGCAUUUCAGUACAAGACAAUCAUGUAGACGAAGGCCAAGAUCCAACUGUCUAAUUGAUUAUACGAAUAUUUUUCAGGUGUUUAGAGUUGAAAUCAGGAAACUGAGGGCUAGUAACAGUUUGUGCAUAUAUAUGUUGUUUUUCUCCUUCAAAAAUGUAGUAAUGUAUUACAUAAUUUCACCAACAAUAGAGGAUUGUGCAAGAUCAAUGAAAAUAUUUUUAGUAAAGAAGAAAGAUGGGAGGGGAUUUUGCUAUA
This is a messenger RNA of Lactuca sativa (garden lettuce), 2487 nucleotides long. Its product is annotated as 1-deoxy-D-xylulose-5-phosphate synthase 2, chloroplastic. NCBI's taxonomy places the organism in Eukaryota, Viridiplantae, Streptophyta, Magnoliopsida, Asterales, Asteraceae. The record is from RefSeq and is a predicted model, not a curated record. Gene Ontology annotation, biological process: terpenoid biosynthetic process. Gene Ontology annotation, molecular function: 1-deoxy-D-xylulose-5-phosphate synthase activity.